Messenger RNA from Cylindrotheca closterium, 1278 nucleotides. The record is from the annotation of a GenBank genome assembly. NCBI's taxonomy places the organism in Eukaryota, Bacillariophyta, Bacillariophyceae, Bacillariales, Bacillariaceae.
AUGUACCAAGAUGAAUAUCAAGUAUACGAGCUCUUAGAUCGUUGGAAUUCAUUGGGUCCUCCGAAACCAGAUGGGGUGUCCACCUUCUUUGCGCAAAAUCCUUCAGCUGCCAAACGCGUCUUUGCGCACGGUCAAACCCUUCUUCACAAAUGUUUGCAGCACUACUCCAACCACACGGAUCUUGUCGAGAUUUUUAUUGAAUCCUUUCCCGAAUCUCUUUGUAUGGAAGAUACGGAAGGUUACAUGCCAAUUCAUCGGGCGCUGACCGCGGAAAAGAAACCUGAUUUGCAUCUUGUCAAGCUGCUGAUACUGAAAGCACCAGAAACCAUACUGGACUCUACCAAAGCUGGGGAAUUCCCAUUACACCUUGCUUCUCGAAACUGCGAUGCAAGUGUAGUGAAGUUUCUGCUGGAAAGUUUUCCAGAUGUCGUGCAAUAUCGAGAUGGUGACAACAAAUUUCCAGUCGAUCAUGCACUCGAACAACACGAUGUGGACUUGGAAGUUGUAAAUCUUCUCUUGGAAAAACAUUCCGUUUCAUUGACGCUUCUAGACGAUACUGGUCACUUACCCUUACAUCGGCUAUUGAAACGAAACAAUCGGCGCCUUGACGCAGUCGUAAAUGCAUUGACAGAAUGGUGUCCUGUAGCACUGAGGUUUCAAGAUUCGUAUGGACAAACACCACUACUACAAGCUUGCUCACAAAACAACACUCUUUCACAAAUAUAUAGCCUUGUUCGAAGUUGGCCAGAACAAGUGACGACACAAGCUACUGUAAACUUCUACGAAACAGACUUCAAUCGAGAGCUCUUGCCCUCGGCUCUGAUAUCCAAAUCUGCAGUCUUGGAUCGAGUUUCACAGUGGAUUGAAGUUCGUCCAGACGUCCUUCUCGCUCCUGAUAGUCAAGGACGUCUUCCCCUGCAUUAUGCAGUGGUUUCGCAGUCCCGAGAGGCCGCUCGGAUUGUCCAACUGUUCCUAGACGAAGCACCAGCAUCAGCAUCGACUGAAGAUGAAUAUGGCAGACUACCAUUGCAUUAUGCGGCUGCAACACCGGGCUGCAAAGGGAGUUUGGUGAACGCAUUGAUUGAUUCAUAUCCAAAGGGUCUAGAACAUGCUGAUCAAACUGGACGUCUUCCAUGGCACUAUGCCGAAUGUGCCAGAAAUGAUGGUUUCUUUGAUCGAACAUUGGAGCUCUAUCCAACUAUGGAUACGGAUUUAGAUUAUGUACCCGAUGAAAUUCGAUGGGAUAUUAUGCAGGUGAUACCGGAUAACAUGUAUUAA